CCUUCCAUACCAUCAGUUUGCGUAUGAAAACAAUAAACAACCCUAAAACGAGAGCAAUGAGAAAGGAACGUCGCUCGGUUUCAAGACAAAUGUAGCAAAAUGAUUUAUUGAAACAGCCAAAGACCAUAAGAAUAACGUCUCCCGAAGUGAUAUUGGACCCUCAUUGGUCCUGACACGAAGAAUUUUCGAGUUAUUGUGUCUAGGAGAGAAACCGUUUCGGUUUACCCUUUCCUUAGCUAGCUUUGUAGCUUGUCGUUCCUUACAGUACACUUUGUUUUGUUUGUUAUGCAGUUGCCAGUGGACUGUUUUUGCACUAGUUCUCCUACAUCACCUCUUCGCUCCCUCACCCCAAACUAUCUGGCCUUAUGUCUCGGUGGCUAUUUCCCUGGUCAGGCUCAAUCAAGAAGCGGGCCUGUCGGUACCUUUUACAACACUACCUCGGCCACUUCUUGCAAGAAAGACUGAGUUUGGAACAGCUGAGUCUGGACUUGUACAAUGGCAGUGGUGUAAUAAAAGAAAUUAACCUCGAUGUGUGGGCGGUCAACGAGCUUUUGGAAUCCAUCGGGGCUCCGCUCGAGAUUGUGGAUGGAUUUGUGAGCAGUAUAGCAGUGACGAUUCCCUGGGCAGCGCUGGUGACUGACCACUGCACCCUUGUCAUUUCUGGCCUUCAGAUAACAUGUCGACCCAAGUACCGGACCAGUGGGGGUUGGGAUUCCCAAGGCUGGUCUUCCUGCAUGACGUCCAGCAUGCAGCUGGCCCAGGAAUGCCUGAAGGACCCCCCUGAGGCGUCCGAAGAGCCGCCUGCCCCAUUAGAGGGGCUGGAGAUGUUUGCACAAACCAUCGAGACAGUCCUGCGUCGGAUCAAAGUCACCUUUGUAGACACAAUCGUCCGCAUCGAGCACCAACCCUUGGAUCUGGACACGGGCAUCGCCUUAGAGAUGCACAUCAAACGACUGGAGUACUGUGACGAGGCCGUGCGAGACCCCGGCAGCAGCCAGACGGUGCCUGUAGACAUCCACCAGCCUCCGGCCUUCCUGCACAAGAUCCUGCAGCUCAGUGCCGUGCAGCUAAGAAGAGGAGGAGGUGGAGGAAAGUGAUGAGGAGGAGGAGGA
This is a messenger RNA of Hypomesus transpacificus, 1112 nucleotides long. RefSeq names its product autophagy-related protein 2 homolog A-like. The transcript has 6 exons. The record is from RefSeq and is a predicted model, not a curated record. NCBI's taxonomy places the organism in Eukaryota, Metazoa, Chordata, Actinopteri, Osmeriformes, Osmeridae. Gene Ontology annotation, cellular component: extrinsic component of membrane; phagophore assembly site. Bases 366 to 1097 code for a protein of 243 amino acids. Gene Ontology annotation, biological process: autophagosome assembly; piecemeal microautophagy of the nucleus; autophagy of mitochondrion. Gene Ontology annotation, molecular function: phosphatidylinositol-3-phosphate binding.